AUGAAUGUCAAGAAGAUACCUGAAGAUCAAGAUGCAAGUAAGAUGUUGAAAGAAUGUUUUAUGGACUUUCAUGAUUUCUGUAAGAAGAGGGAUUUGGAUAUUGAAUUACAUCGAGAUUCAACCUUUGGGAGAUCUUUGAUUUGGGAGAUGAAGCUGGAUGAUUAUGUCAGAGGGAAAGAAAGUAAAUUAGAUGACAAAGAUAAGAUUCAUUGA
Molecule: messenger RNA, 213 nt
Organism: Kwoniella mangroviensis CBS 8507
Lineage: Eukaryota; Fungi; Basidiomycota; Tremellomycetes; Tremellales; Cryptococcaceae
Exons: 1
Coding region: 1-213 (70 amino acids)
Source: RefSeq, a predicted model, not a curated record